AAACGCGGCAGCGCGUAGCCGGAGCAGCACGCGGAGACGCAGCCCCGCGGGAGGCCUUUGGGAGCACGUCAGGACCCGACCCGAGAGCGACCUGGGCUCGGAGCGCGUUUUCCAGACCCUAAGCGCGCCCUUGCUAGUCCCAGCUGCCAGGCCUCUGGCAUGGACGGCGCCCGCUCAUAGAUGGACGGCGAUGGCGGCCGCCUAGACUCCGCUGGAGCACUGAUGGAGGACCAGCGCGGCGCGGGGCCCGCGGGCAAGGUGGAGCCGGCGGCGGUGCCGCGGACGCGUGUGGCCCGACCCGGGCCACAGCGCUUCUUGCGGCGCAGCGUGGUGGAGUCGGACCAGGAGGAACCGCCGGGCCUGGAAGCUGCGGAGGCGCCGAGCGCGCAGCCCCCGCAGCCCCUACAGCGCCGGGCGCUGCUACUGUGCAAGACCCGCCGCCUCAUCGCCGAGCGCGCACGCAACCGCCCAGCCGCCCCAGCGCCCACCCCGUCCGCUGCGUCGCCGGGUGCUUCCAGCGACCCCGGCUCAGAGCCUGCGGGUGCGCAGGAGCCGGGCUUCGACCCGGUGCCGGUGCCCGCCCCAGACCGCGGGCGGGGUGAAGAGGCGGCGUCACCGAGGAAAGAGGACGCAGGGACGCAGGAGGAAAGGCCGGAGCCGGGGCGCGCGCGCAGAGAUGAGCCCGAGGAGGAGGAGGACGAUGAGGAUGACCUCAAGGCCGUGGCCACCUCCCUGGACGGCCGCUUCCUUAAGUUCGAUAUCGAGCUAGGCCGUGGCUCCUUCAAGACUGUGUACAAGGGUCUGGACACGGAGACCUGGGUGGAGGUGGCCUGGUGCGAGCUGCAGGACCGGAAGCUCACCAAGCUAGAGCGACAGCGGUUCAAGGAGGAGGCUGAGAUGCUAAAGGGCCUGCAGCACCCCAACAUUGUGCGCUUCUAUGACUUCUGGGAGUCCAGUGCCAAGGGGAAACGGUGCAUCGUGCUGGUGACUGAACUGAUGACUUCUGGGACACUGAAGACGUACCUGAAGCGGUUCAAAGUGAUGAAGCCCAAGGUGCUGCGUAGCUGGUGCCGGCAGAUACUGAAGGGGCUGCUGUUCCUUCACACCAGGACGCCCCCCAUCAUCCACCGGGACCUCAAGUGUGAUAAUAUCUUCAUCACUGGGCCCACUGGCUCUGUAAAGAUUGGCGACCUGGGCCUGGCCACCCUCAAGAGAGCAUCCUUUGCCAAGAGUGUGAUAGGCACCCCUGAGUUCAUGGCACCCGAGAUGUACGAGGAGCACUAUGACGAGUCCGUAGAUGUCUACGCCUUCGGGAUGUGCAUGUUGGAGAUGGCCACCUCAGAGUACCCCUACUCAGAGUGCCAGAAUGCUGCCCAGAUCUAUCGGAAGGUCACCUGUGGCAUCAAGCCGGCCAGCUUUGAAAAAGUACAUGAUCCAGAAAUCAAGGAGAUUAUUGGGGAGUGUAUCUGCAAAAACAAGGAGGAGAGGUACCAGAUCAAGGACCUGCUCAGCCACGCCUUCUUCGCGGAGGACACAGGCGUAAGGGUGGAGCUGGCUGAGGAGGACCAUGGCAGGAAGUCCACUAUUGCUCUGCGACUCUGGGUCGAGGACCCCAAGAAACUGAAGGGCAAGCCCAAGGACAAUGGGGCCAUAGAGUUUACCUUCGAUCUGGAGAGGGAGACACCGGACGAUGUGGCACAGGAGAUGAUUGAAUCGGGUUUCUUCCACGAGAGCGAUAUGAAGAUUGUGGCCAAGUCCAUCCGUGACCGCGUGGCAUUGAUCCAGUGGCGGCGGGAAAGGAUCUGGCCAGUGCUGCAACCCCAGGAGCAGCAGGACACAGGCAGCCCUGACAAGGCCAGGGGCCUGCAUGUGCCCUUGCAGGUCCAGGUGACUUAUCAUGCACAGACUGGGCCACUGGAGCCCGAGGAGCCUGAGGCUGACCAGCACCUCCUACCCACCAUGCUGCCAGCUAGUGCUACCUCCUUGACCUCGGACAGCACGUUCGACAGCGGCCAGGGCUCCACCGUGUACUCGGACUCGCAGAGCAGCCAGCAGAGCGUGGUGCUGGGCUCACUGGCAGAUGCAGCACCGCUCACCGCCCAGAGUGUGUGCAGUCCCCCCGUAAGCAUGAGCGAGGGGCCUGUCCUGCCGCACAGCCUGCCCUCGCUGGGGGCCUACCAGCAGCUGGCCACGCCUCUUCCACUGGCCCAGCCAGCACCCCUGCCACAGGUCCUGGGCCCGAAGCCUGUGGGUCCUCUCCAGUCAGUGCCCCCCCAUCUGCCUCCGUACCUGGCUCCGACCUCUCAGGUGGCCCCGUCUCAGCUGAAGCCCAUCCAGAUGCCACCAGUGCCCCUGCAGCCACUCACUCAAGUCCCUCCACAGAUGCCUCCACUUCCUGUUAUCCCACCAGUUGCUCCACUGACCACAAUCGACAGCCACCCUACAGCCCUCUCCGACCUGCUGGCUGCAAGUGGGCCUGCUGUGCCUCCUCCAUCUCAAUACUUCUCACCUACUGUGAUCUUGCCAAGCCUUCCACUCAGUGCUGCUGCCCCCUUGCCUAUGUCACCAGCCAUGCCUAUGCCGGCAUUGAAGCUGCCCCACACCGCCAGGGCCCCACUGGCCGUGCCAUGCCAGACCCUUAUGCCAAAUGUGGCAGCUGCCACCACUCCCGUCCCUCUGCUGGCUGUGGCCCCACAGGGCACGGCUGCCCUGCCCAUCCAUCCUGCCGUGGCCCAGCUCCCGGCCCAGCCUGUGUACCAGGCAGCCUUUCCACAGAUGGUGCCCAGUGACAUUCCCCCUUCUCCCCUCCACACGGCACAGACUGUGAGAACCACCCCUCUGCAGCCAGCGACCCCCAUGCUGUCGCAGCCCCAGCCGCCAACCAUCGCCCACCUUCCCGAGCAGACUGCUUCAGCCCCCAGGGUGGGAAGCCAGAUCCUGCUUGGCCACCCACCUUCGUAUGUGGUGGACAUCACUGCCCAGGUCCCCACAGUUCCCACUCCUGCUGCCAUCCUCUCCCCGCCUCUGCCGGAAGUGCUGCCACCUGCCACCCCUGAGUUCCUGCCUCAGCUUCCUAGUUCCCUGGCUCCCACAGUGGUGGCUGCUGCUCAGAGCUUGCCCAUCCAGACCUCUGCGCUGCUGCCACCUGCUAACCUACCACUGACCAGUGGGCCUGGGAUCUCCAACCUCUGCCCAGCUGUCCAGUCUGCCGUGGAGUUGGCUCCAGAGGAGCAGGCCUCACAGGACAAGCAGCUUGGCCUCCUGCAGAGCUGUGAGAGCUACGGAGGGUCCGAUGUCACUUCUGGAAGAGAGCUGAGUGACAGCUGCGAAGGCACGUUUGGUGGGGGGAAGCUGGAAGGCAAGCCUACCCGGAAACACCACCGCAGGUCUACACGCAUGCGCUCCCGCCAGGAGAGGGCCAGCCGGCCCCGGCUGACCAUCCUGAAUGUGAGGAGACAGGUAUGCAACACGGGUGAUAAGAUGGUCGAGUGCCAGCUGGAGACACACAACCACAAAAUGGUGACAUUCAAGUUUGACCUGGAUGGGGAUGCACCCGAUGAGAUCGCCACCUACAUGGUAGAGCACGACUUCAUCCUGCAGGCUGAACGGGAGACAUUCAUUGAGCAGAUGAAAGAUGUCAUGGACAAGGCGGAAGACAUGCUUAGUGAAGACACAGAUGUGGACCAUGGCUCUGACCCAGGGGCAAGCCCACCACCUCUCAGCACCAGCAGCCUGGGUGCCGGAGAGGAGAGUCGCCAAUCCCAAGCAAACGCCCUGGUGUAUCAGCAGAAUGUCCUACACACUGGGAAGAGGUGGUUUAUCAUCUGUCCAGUGUCUGAACACCCAGCUGCAGAGGCCCCCGAAUCUUCGCCCCCACUUCCUCUGAGCUCCCUGCAGCCAGAAGUCAGCCCAGAUGCAGCACCCUGUAAAGACCAGUUGUCCUUGAAGGAAAAACCUGGCAUCCCAGCUGGUCUGCAUCUUCUGAACCAAGCAGGCUCCAAGGACACCCCUGGGGGCACAUUGGCCCCUUUGGUGCCAUCCUCCCCUUCUGUGAAUGUGAUGCCCCAGGAAAUGGCUGCACCAGCUGCCAGCCCCAAGCUAGAACCAGCAAGGGGGGUGGCCAUGCAGGCAGGUGGCCCAGUGACCUCUCAGGAGAUGGCCAGUGAGUUUGAGAUCCCCCAGCCACCGACAGAGACUCAUGAUGAUGCCCAACUUGCUGCAAGGCUCCCAGAUAUACUCAGAGAGCCUUGCACCGCCCCCCCAGAGGUCCCUCAUCACCCCACAGGUCUCAGGGAGCCUGCCACAGCCAGGGAGGCCAGCACCCAGGUAGAGUCCCUGCCAGCUCCAACCCCUGCACCCAGUGCCUCCAGCAGGACCCCUCAGCCUGCCCUGGGCCAGUCCCUACCUCCACUCUCUAAUGUGGUGGGUGCCAUCAGCCUGGCUACCUCCCAGCUCCCAAGCCCCCCACUAGGGCCCACCACCCUCCCCCAACCAUUAGAGUCAGAUGGGGAAGGGCCACUUCCUAGAGUGGGCUUCGUGGACAGUACUAUCAAGAGCCUCGAUGAGAAGCUGCGGAAUCUGCUCUACCAGGAGCAUGUGCCCACCUCCUCGGCCUCAACCGGGACCCCUGUGGAGAUGGGUGACCAAGACUUCAUCCUAGAGCCCCCGAGAGGGGAUUGGCCCUGCACAGAGGCAUCUAGGGGGGACCCAGCCCUGCCUUCACAGUUUGUGUUGGACAAGUCAGAACUGGCCCCUGGGCUAGAGGUGGCAUUGGAGCAGGCUGCGUCCUCACCAGUGAAAGCAGCAACAUCUUUGAGCAACAUACUGGGCUCUGAUGGAGGAUGGGUAGCCUCAGGUUCACCUGCAGCACCCAGUGUCCCUCAGGAUGCCCCUGCUUCCGCCAUCCCUGCACAUCUGGAGCUCACAGACCAGAGCGGCGGGGUCCCUGGGGAAACUGCAGCCGAGCCCAUGCAGUGCUACCCCAAGAUGUUGACCGAGGGCAGCCAGGCCAGCCACCCCCAGACUCACGGUGCUCUGGCCUCAGGGUCCCCUCAGAAACAGCCAGCACGGCAAGGUGGCAGUUCACCAGCCAAAACGGUGGGCCGGUUUUCUGUAGUCAGCACCCAGGAUGAGUGGACCUUGGCCUCUCCACACAGCCUGCGGUACUCAGCCCCACCUGAUGUGUACUUGGAGGAGGGGCCCCACAGCCCUGAUAUGAAGCUGGCCCUGCGGCGUGUGCAGACGACUUCCUCCAUCGAGGUCUGUCCUGGAGAGCCCAUGUCCAGUGACUCUGGGGAUGAGUGCCCACGUAAGAGGCGCCCUAUGCUGAAGCAUGGCUCUCUGCCUGGCAGCGGUGGCAAUGUGGCUAGUGACCUUGUGAAGAAGGCCACUGCCUUUCUACACAGGUCCGCAAGGGCUGGCUCUCCAGGUCCAGAGACACCCAGCAGGAUGGGUGUGAAGGUCCCCACCAUCAGUGUGACCUCCUUCCACUCCCAGUCAUCCUACAUAAGCAGUGACAAUGACUCAGAGAUUGAGGAUGCCGACAUCAGGAAGGAGCUGCAGAGUCUUCGAGAGAAACACCUGAAGGAGAUCUCAGAGCUGCAGAGCCAGCAGAAGCAAGAGAUAGAAGCCCUGUACCGCCGCCUGGGCAAGACCCUGCCCCCCAACCUGGGCCUUUUUCAUACAGCACCCCCAACCAGCCGCCGGAAAAAGACCAGCAGGAGCAAGCUGAAGGCUGGGAAGUUGCUGAACCCUCUAGUGCAGCAACUCAAGGUUGUGGCCUCCAGUACAGGUCAUUUGUCAGAGUGCAACAGAGCCCCUCCUGCUAAGGACCCCACCAAAGCUGGGGCAGGGCCCGCACCAGCUUCAGACCCGUGUGGAAAGGCAGUUCAGACCCAGCAGCCUUGCUCUGUUCGGGCCUCCUUGUCUGCAGACAUCUGCUCCGGCUUAGCCAGUGACGGAGGUGGAGCACAUGGCCCAGGCUGGACGGUUUGCCACCCAACGUCUGAGAGAGUGACCCAUAAGUCUAGUAGCAAACCUCGCACUCGAUUCCUCAGUGGACCCGUGUCUGUGUCCAUCUGGUCUGCCUUGAAGCGUCUCUGUCUAGGCAAAGAGCACAGCAGUCGGUCCUCCACCAGCAGCCUGGUCCCAGGCCCUGAGCCAGGCCCUCCACCUGCCCUGCAUGUCCAGGCUCAGGUGAACAACAGCAACAACAAGAAAGGCACUUUCACGGAUGACCUGCACAAGCUGGUGGAUGAGUGGACCAGCAAGACAGUGGGGGCUUCACAGCUGAAGCCAUCACUCAACCAGCUGAAGCAGACACAGAAGCUACAUGACAUGGAGGCGAUGGCUGGCUGGCCCCCAACCCCUGGCGAGGUGCGGGCUGUGAACACACCUCGAGCAGCAGUGGGGACACCAUGUCUGGCCCUGGCACCUGGCCCUCUGCCUACCACAGUCAUUCCUGGAACUGCCCUGGCCUUGCCUCUGCUCAUACCAGAUUCUGAGAGUGAGAAGCCCAACUGAGCCCAGGCUGGCUGACCCGACCCAGACGCCAGACCCUGUGUCAUCAUACAAAGAAGGCGGGUCUGCACCUCAUGUCAGUUCACACUGUUUUGUAACCACUUUCUAAGCAUUUUUUAAAUUCACAAUUGGAAACACAAAUGUAACGCAACAAUAAAAAGUAUU
This is a messenger RNA of Artibeus jamaicensis (Jamaican fruit-eating bat), 6684 nucleotides long. RefSeq names its product WNK lysine deficient protein kinase 2 (gene WNK2). The record is from RefSeq and is a predicted model, not a curated record. Gene Ontology annotation, cellular component: cytosol; cytoplasm. Gene Ontology annotation, biological process: positive regulation of sodium ion transmembrane transporter activity; negative regulation of sodium ion transport; protein phosphorylation. The coding region runs from base 181 to 6522 and encodes 2113 amino acids. Gene Ontology annotation, molecular function: potassium channel inhibitor activity; chloride channel inhibitor activity; protein serine/threonine kinase activity. The transcript has 29 exons. NCBI's taxonomy places the organism in Eukaryota, Metazoa, Chordata, Mammalia, Chiroptera, Phyllostomidae.